This is a messenger RNA of Cottoperca gobio, 3254 nucleotides long. RefSeq lists its product as uncharacterized. The record is from RefSeq and is a predicted model, not a curated record. Gene Ontology annotation, molecular function: phosphatidylinositol binding. NCBI's taxonomy places the organism in Eukaryota, Metazoa, Chordata, Actinopteri, Perciformes, Bovichtidae. Gene Ontology annotation, cellular component: endosome. The transcript has 16 exons. Bases 643 to 2784 code for a protein of 713 amino acids.
GUUUUUUUCCGCCGUUUCACUUCGUGUUUGUUUGGAGGAAACACUGCCUUGUUCUCAGUGCUAAAGAUGUGGGUGAACAAACCAGCUCCGGCUAUAUGCAACAAAGUGGGAGGCACGCGCAGAACGAGCCUCUUGUAAGGAAAAGAAGAUGUAUUUAUGGCGCUUCUCCAUCGCCAUAACGCUCGGCUUGGUGUGGUAUUUUUCAGACUGCGGUCGCUCUGUCACACAGUACUUCCUAUGUUUCCUCUUUUGUUUUUCUGCUCCACUGUUAUUCGGAAACCGUGGAAGAGAGAGCGGCACUCAGACUGAUGAAGAGACGAAGGAAAAUCCCACUCCAGGAAUCUGCUGAGGGACCGUUGUUUGGUGACCUGACAGAUGCAAAAAGCAGAGAGCAGGCUGAACUACUGGAUUCUCAGUAUCCACAUGUAAAGACGUCUCUACAACAAGUGUUCGAGUGCGCCUACGCCCAGCUGGUCCUGCCUUGGUACGCCGUUCCCGAGCUGUGCGAGCAGCAGCCUCUGCACCAGGUGCUCAGCAGGGAGUUCGACUUUGUAAUAGACAGAAUCAUUGAGAGAGCCAAAGACUUUGAUGUUUGCCAGGCGGUCGUGGGCUCAGUUCGUAUUUUGACCCAGUACUUACAUAAUGCGAAGCAGUCUGACAGAGAGCUGUUGUUCAGCUCCAGAGCAGAGGAGAUUGCAGGUCCUCCGAGAGUUUUCUGACGCUCUAGUACGUAACUUUUUCCACAAAUCUCUCUGGGGCCAUGAAGUCAACCGCUGUGCCUUAAAUGAGAUUGUUGCCUUAAAGGGGCUGGGUCUGUUGGUGACAUGGCUGUCAGACCCCGACAACCUGAACCAGCUGGUGGUGAACCAGCUGGACAGCGUGACCCCCAAAGGCUCUGUGGAGGAGCUGUGUGGAUCAGACCUGGAUCAAACCUCUCUGGCUUCACAUGAGGGUGAAGGCGAGGCCGAGGGCAGUGAAGUGAGCUUGGAGGGAGCAGGGAUUUCAACCAGCACCAGGAUCAAGGCCAAAAGAAAAGCUAACAAGUUAAAAGAAGGAUGGUCUAAAUUUGUGGACAAAGUAAAGUCUAAGAAGGCCAAGAAGAAGAAGAUGAAAAAGAUAGAGCAUGAGCUGAUUCUGAGGUUCAUGGCGAUCCAGAGCGACGUGUCCAAUGAGGACGAUGUCAGCAGCAGGGAGAGCUCCAUCUACAGCCAGCAGGACUCUGACAGGGAGGAUAGUGAUCUGGAGAACUACUUGACAAGCGUCCAAGAGGACAUGAUGGAAUUCAAGCUGUCGUAUGAGAUGUGGCGCGCUGGCAGCUGGGCCGUCAGCAUCCCUCAUGCCGACUGGUCUGAUGAGGAGCUAAUCUUCACCUUUCACCUGGAGGAGAAGGGCAGCCCUGAGAACCUACAGUGGGACAUCAGGAAGACCUACAUGGAUGUUCUAUACUUCCGCAACAGAUGGCAGGACUCAACCAGCCUGCCCUCCAUCCUGGUGCUGGAGGUGUCGGAUGUCAACGCUGAGGUCAAAGAAGAAGCCAGAGUAUCAGUGGAGCACUUCUUGCAGGAGUUGGUUUCUGAUAAUCUGAUCGGCCACACUCAACCGGUUUUUCAGUUCCUCUGCCCGCUUGACAAGCUGCUGAAUGAGGAUGAACAUUCUGGAGGCGUGUGGCGCCUUCUGAGCGGCCUGGCUUACUUCCUGACUCCAGGUCACGAGGAGGAGGAGAGCUCCAGCCCUCAGACAGAAGCCCCAAAAGAAAUCAUAACAUCAUCUCUACUUCCACAAUCGACAGCUCUGCUUUUAGAAACCCCUGGUGCCUCUACUGAGAGGGCUGGUGAUGUUGCUUCAAUCCCAACUAUUGUUAUCUCCCAACAUGAUUCUUCUUCAGCACCGCCGGAGGAAGCAGAAACAGAAAAUGAACCGCUGUCUGCUGCUAACUCAGACUCUUCAAAUGAAAACUGUUCCCAAGACAAAACGGAGGACUCUGAUAAUCCUUUAACCUCUCACUUUAAACUGAUUUUCAAAGGACUGACUCGAUCCAGGUCACAAGAGUCUCUGGUCUUGACAAAAACCACCAGUAAUGGAAACACGCCAGAUUUAGACGCCACGCCACACUGCAGCCAAAAUGGAGGCGAGCAGGGGGAGAGCUCAGAAGGACCGUCGUGGCUUAAUUUCAGUGCAAGGUCAAAUAAAAAGGAGAAAACAUGUUUCAUCAGAGCUAAAGGGAAGAACCAGGUGACUUCACCACGACGGGAGGACCCCCAGUGUCAGAGGAGCCAAGUCAACUGGGAGCAGCUGGAGGCGACCAAAGCCAUGUUCGAUCUGCUGAAAGAAAUAUCUGGAAACUCCAUCCUCAUAAACAUAUUCGAUGCCAUUUUGAAACCUGUUAUGCCCAUCUUGAAAAAGAAAGUGAACUCCUUCCUAAGCAAGAUGAACCCCACAGAAGUGCAGAUGGCUGCAUACAUCGACACCCUGCGGGACAAACAGUGGCCAGAUUUACAGCCAGCAGCACCUCCUCCUCCUCCUCCUCAUCCUCCUCGCACCGACGAGGAGAAGAACGAGACCAGGGAUCGAGCGCACAACCUAAUCAAUGCCAGAUAUUCAAACUAUCUUAUCCUGAAGAGGACGGACAUGGAGUCUGUUUUUAAUCUUUUCCAGGACGGAGAGGGAAACAAAACGCUGGUAUAUAUGCUCCUGUCAUUCCUAUUGAGGGAGUUUCUUCCCAAUGAGCAUUCCCUAAAUGUGAGCGCCGCUGCCCUCCAGAAAGUGACCAACUCCACCAGCUGAUCUGUGAAUCCUUUUUUUUUUUAGAAUAUGAAAUUAUUUAUUAAAUAUCCUGCCCCAGAAUAUUUGUGACCAUUUUUGUAUCAAUGUCAAACGUUCCUCUCUGUUGUUUAUACCUCAAACAUAUCAAAUGUACUGUGAACCCUGACUUCAAUGUGUGUGGCAUCAGAAACAUUCUUUGUGGGAGCCUUUAAUUGUAUUGUGAAACUCACAGGAGAAAGUAAACAAUAUUUACAGUUUGAAUUUCACCCUUCACGUUUUAAUACGAAAGAAUUAGAAAUAUUUUGUGUCACUUUGAGCACUUUUGUAUGGUGAGUUUGUUUUCUGAUUAAUUUGGCCUAAAGUUGUUUAUCAUAGAAUAUCCAACGAUUACCAAUCACCUAAAUCUGUCAGUGGACACGGCCACUAUCAAAAGAAACUGUUAUUGUAAAUAACUUGAAUUUAUUUCAAAUAAAAUAUUUUAAUAAAACCUU